Messenger RNA from Notodromas monacha, 1692 nucleotides. The record is from the annotation of a GenBank genome assembly. NCBI's taxonomy places the organism in Eukaryota, Metazoa, Arthropoda, Ostracoda, Podocopida, Cyprididae.
CCAAGAAUUCAAUUGAUUCAUGAUUUGUCUUCAUUGCUUUUAGGAAAAGCUCGCUGUCCUGGGAACCACGUGUGCGUCAACACCCCGGGGUCAUUCACAUGCGUUUGCGGCGAAGGAUACCGGAAGAAAAUCACAUUUGAAGGCACCGGAAACGACCUCAAAAAUAUUGACAAAAUCGACCCCCAGCAGGACGCGUGUGUGCCCAUCGAGUGCCCGGACUCGACCUGGGUUUGGCAUGACGGGAGCUGCUACUGGUUCGACCCCGAACCCGUCUUGUACGGUCGUCAAGAUGCAGUGGAUUUGUGUGACCAGAAAAACGGAUCCAGUCUGGUUUGGAUCUUGAGUGAAGAAGAGAAUACUUUUGUGGGGGUUUCAGCUGUGCAACCCAUAGUGUGGAUCGGGGUUGACCCGAGUCAAAAUUCAUUCUUGGGAGGACAUCUGGACUACCCAGCAGCAGUGGAGUCUCCAGUGACCAAAUCUACUUACCCUCUGCUCCAUCAAAAUGUUCCUGAAACCUCGCUUUCAUUCAAGCCCAGAACUAAAAGGUUUAAAAAGCGCACCAUAAGCCCAUCAAAAUCGGCAGCAGCUGCUUCUUCCACUCGCAAGUAUCCGGAGUCUUCUACUAAUGCCAUUACGAGUGGUACCAUGAGUGGUACCACGGGAUCCCCGUCAAUCGCUGAUGCUGAACCCGAUGUUCGGCGGGCACCAGCGUGGUUGUCAGGGCAGCCGAUGGUAUUCACCAAUUGGGGUCCCAAACGGAAUGAUUCUUCUGCGCAAAUAAGGACUGGGUUCAGGAGAUCCACGGCCCCGAAUUUUGCACUGGUUCCGAACCGAUGGGGUCAAGCUGGAUGCAGUGCCAAAAAGAGGUUCAUUUGUCAGGCCCCUGAGGAAUAUUGUCCGUAUUUCUGGAGCCAGGGAAAAGCUGAGAAGAAGUGUUAUUAUAAGUCAAGCUAUGCAGUGGAUGUGGCAACUGCAAGGGAAAUUUGCGAAUAUUUGGCAAUCAGAGGAAACUUGCUGAGAAUUGAUUCUUUGGCGGAAAUGAUGGAACUGUCUUCUUGGGAAUUCUGGAAGGACGCAACUGCAUCCAAGGGCUCUUUAGCUCACUAUUGGAUCGAUUUGGCAAAGGUGAGUGUGACCUCGUCCUGGAUGUGGUACACCCCAGCCACGCGACCCAAGUUCACCCGGUGGGACAAGGGUCUCAUGGACUCGGCCCCGGAUUUCCCAGACUCGGCGCACCCACUCUGCUCUUACAUGUUCCCGAACCAGUGGGUCGUGUCUUGGGACUCACCGGAAUAUGCGGGUGUAGUUUGCAAGGCACCUCCGAUCAUCGCAGACGACUUCAGCAUCGUCGCCACUGAUGACGCGGCCCACGACUUCCAGCCACUGUUCCUCGGUGGGGGACAUUCCAGCAGUAGUGCAUCGGACAGAACUGUGGUCGAUCAAAUUCGAGAAGCCAAGGACAAUCUUAUAGACACGGUGUUGAAGGCACAAGAAAAUGAGAAUCAAAGGAAUGCGAUUUUAAUUGACCUGCCAAUGUCCGUGGAUGACGAUGUCGGAAGUGACGAUAUUGAAGCGUCGCUCGACCCAGAUGACUGAAAUAUGAGAGUUUCUCAUCGACGUCGUUUGUUGUUGAAUUUUGAUUUCCAAUGUCGAGAUUAUGUAAUAUUGAAAUAAAACUUGAAAUCGAUGCAA